Messenger RNA from Cryptomeria japonica (Japanese cedar), 1877 nucleotides. RefSeq lists its product as uncharacterized. Gene Ontology annotation, biological process: positive regulation of DNA-templated transcription. The record is from RefSeq and is a predicted model, not a curated record. The coding region runs from base 246 to 1253 and encodes 335 amino acids. Gene Ontology annotation, molecular function: transcription coactivator activity. Lineage: Eukaryota; Viridiplantae; Streptophyta; Pinopsida; Cupressales; Cupressaceae. The transcript is spliced from 7 exons. Gene Ontology annotation, cellular component: nucleus.
UAUCGGCGUGUAAGAUAUCAUCUUUGAUCGAAGGGUUUAUUUGCGUGUUGUACCAUUGCAAAAAUUGUUUAGAUAUAGUAUUACAGCUCCUUUUGUGAAGGAAUACCAGAUCUUUCGACUCGACAUACAAAAUCGUAGUCUUUACCGACUGUGCCUCUGAGUUUUAUCGAUUACUGGUCAAUUCGUUCUGGGGCGUAUAGUGAAAUUAGUCUGCAAAAGCAGGAACUUUCGUGGACCUGACGGAAAUGACAGACAAUUUGAGGAAUCCGUGUCUUACAAUGCAUCAACCCUGGGCUUCGCUGUUGGUGCAUGGGAUCAAGCGGGUUGAAGGCCGCUCUUGGCCUGCGCCCCUCCGAGGUCGUCUGUGGAUUCAUGCAGCUGCAAAAGUUCCAGAGCCUGCCACAAUCCAAGCUAUGGAGGAGUUUUAUAAAGAAAUAUAUAGAAUUGAUGGAGUGACAGACAUAAAGUUUCCUGAAUAUUAUCCAGUUUCUCAACUUCUAGGUUGUGUUAAUGUAGUGGGUUGUGUAAAACGUGAAGAACUUGUCUGCUGGGAUGAACUUUCAAAUGGUGUACGUAUGGAAGGACAGACAGACUUCUGCUGGCUCUGUGAGGAUCCACAGAAAUUAGUGGUUCCUUUUGAAAUGCGUGGAUAUCAAGGUGUCUAUAACCUAGAAAGGAAGAUUUUUGCCUCAGCAGUGAGAGGCCUUAGGCCAAUGCAGAGCCCACUACCAGUAAAAUUUGCUCUUCCAGAUCCAUCAAAUUCCUUCUCCUUGAAGCCUGGAGCUCUCACUACUCGUAUUAGUUCAUUAACAGAGAAUUUGGUAAAGACACCUGGCUUGGAUGCAGCAAUUGCAGGAGCACGAGCAGCUGCAACACAGUUCUCAAGAAAAGGGCAAGACGCUAGGGAAGAAUCAAGUCGAGUCAAGUCUGACAGGCAAAAAGAACAAGGCAUCAAAUCAGAAUCAAGGAAAACUGGGUCUGAUAGUGCAAUAGAGCAAGGUGGUGUUCUUGAAUCAGGCCAAAUUAAAUCACAGGCUGUUCAAUCCAAGGCCAAUCUAGUCAAGUCAUCUCAUUUGAAUGCAACAGCUACAGGAGCAGCUGCAGUGCCAGAAGAGAUGAUGCAUGAGGAAGAUAGCAGACCACAAUCAAAUCGAUCUAUAACAUAUAGGAGAAAACAAGUUGACAGGGUUCAUUCAAAUCCCUCUUCAUCUAGGAUUUUUGCAGCAGCAGUAAGAGGCCUCAAACCGAGUUGAGGUCAAGCGUCUGUUGAUUUUCCAAAAGUAUGCAGUGAAACCCUGGAGCUGAUCUAAUCGUGUUUCUGUGAAAGAAAACUUUUCCUCAGACUAAAUCAUGGUAGUUCGGAUGCUCUCAGCCAAAAAAACAGUUGAGGACGACAUUUUCAUGGUAGCAGAAUUUGUUCAGCCUGAGUUGAAAUGUCUUCUACUCUUGUACAUUACCAGCAUCUAUGAUGGCCACACACUUGUUAAAUUUGCUGCGGUUGUCAUAUGUUUAAACUGUACAUUAUCAGAAGUUUGAAAUGAUUUCUUUUUAUUUGGAUGCAUCUCUCAUAUUGUGGGGAACUUUCAGAGUUCUCCCUGUAUGUUCAGAUGUGAUGGUAGGUGUCUGACUCGUGUUGUUGCUGGAAAUCUGCUUUUCAAUUCUAUGAGACAGAGACACAUGCAGAGGAGAACAGACACAUCCAAAGGACAGCCUUCACUUCUAUUAUCUAUGUUUCUGUUCUACAAGUCAUGACAAUGAUAUCAAUUAUGGACCAUGCAAAAUUUUUCAAUGCUUGAUGCUUUCUACUUUAAGCUGUAACAGGCUUUUGAAUAAGUAAUUUGCCUUUCUAUUCUGUGUUGUAAAAACACAUGGAUGUA